AUGGCGGCCAAAAACCCUGAUUCCCUCGUCCCCCAAGGGCCUUUUCAUGCCCGUAUCCAUCCAUCUCACCCUGCAGUACACAAAUGGCACAAGCCAGGAAAUGAGCAAGGGAACGAUGCCGCACCAGAAUACCACGCUGAGACCUUUCCACCGGGAACUGCACCCACAGAGAAUACUUUCCGCCCGAAUCCCGAGAGCAACUACACCACUGAAGCCUUGAACAUGCCUGCUCUAGACAUGCCAGGCUCGACGUCAAAGGACAUCUACAAUUCUAUUGACAGCGUGCACGGCAGACCAUUGAUCGGUCAAGAGAACCGUGAAAUCAGGGGAGUCCAUCCGAGGAAGAGAAAGAAGGAGCGCAGUGGCCUAGAGGGUGUCGGUGCAAGUACAGCUUACUCUGUGUUUGAUAAGGUGAGGGAUACGGUUGCUGAUAAGCCCAAUGUCGAAAAGGGACUGAGGGGAUAUUCUGGGAGACGGGAGGGAGGAUUGGCUGCUGAUGGAGCAGAGUCCAUGCCGCCCGUCAAGGCAGACGAGCGGGCUGUUCGUGAAGGCCCUCAUAAAUCUACUGCUUGA
Molecule: messenger RNA, 573 nt
Organism: Fusarium subglutinans
Lineage: Eukaryota; Fungi; Ascomycota; Sordariomycetes; Hypocreales; Nectriaceae
Exons: 2
Coding region: 1-573 (190 amino acids)
Source: RefSeq, a predicted model, not a curated record